Molecule: messenger RNA, 735 nt
Organism: Cylindrotheca closterium
Lineage: Eukaryota; Bacillariophyta; Bacillariophyceae; Bacillariales; Bacillariaceae
Source: the annotation of a GenBank genome assembly
AUGCGAAUCAUAGAGUAUGCAUAUGGCGCUCCCGACAUGCGGGAGUCAACGAAACAUACUGCCACACCCGAGGAAAGCAGGAGUGCAUCAAGCUCUACAGUGGAAGAAGACCGUGGCGACAUUACACUUCCACUUCAUCACCACCAUGAGGCGAAACCAACGCAAAGAUUAGGCGCGCAUACCUUUGAUCCUUCUGUGCCGGUAUCAUGGACGACUACUACUACUACCCCCAUCAAAAGUGUUGCGUCCAGAGUGGAAACAUAUCAAACUACACCUUCCACAACAGCAUCACUCGACGAUGACGACUAUUUGGACGACUCUUCUUAUGUGUUGCCUCCUACUUCACGGUACACGACGGAUCAAUUGAAUGAUAAUGACCACGAAGUUCGUUUGGCAAUCAAUUUUUUAAAUCUGCAACCACAUUUGUUGCCUCCAGAUACACAACUGCAAAAGAGCAAAGCCGAAGUCAUCCUUCAAACAUUUACUCCGAAACUUGUAUUGGAAGUCAUGGGAGGAGCUGGUGCGGUGUGGGGAUUCACUGAGGCCAUUGGGUUGCGGACCUCCGCGACGGUAUGGUUUUGGAGACCCGUCACCUUUAUUGCAGGCGGCCUCUUUUUCAUACGAUGGUACCAACAACUGCAAGAAUUUAGUAGGCUCUAUGAUCUUCGUCGAGCUAGACGGAGAUCUGCUGUGGAAGGUGAAACGGCACACCUCUUGUGGCAAGAUAAUGUCUGA